UCUUCCCUUCAUCCACGGUGUUUCCUUGAGUUUGAUCCUCCACCCAUGCUAGGUUAAGCACUCCAGACCUAGACCGCACCCCGAGCGCAUGCCAUCUUGGCAGCCCCCGCGCCUAACUGAAGCAUGUCAGACUCUUGUGCCGCAAAUGAGCGCUAGCACAGCGAAGCCUCGUGGCUAGUGGCUGGCAUGACGUAGCAUAACAGCAAGGCGCAACCUUAUAAAAUGAGCCCACUCCAACGAGUGGUAGAGCACACCAGCUUCCUUACAAUCUUCAGCGCUUCAGCUUCAAUCCCAGGUCGACUUCGAUAUCUACUAUGCUGGGGCUAAUACGGACUUGCUUGUACUGCUUAUUUGCGAUUCUCUCCUUCGUUCUCUUUGCACUCUGCGGUGCACGACUGCAUUACACGACACAUCUGCCAACAGGCGAUCCUCUCAACAACGGACACAAUUUCUACGAUCCUAUUGUUGUUGAGCUAUUGUUCAGCUCUCUGUUGGGGAUGUUCUGGGCUGUCUACGCUGUCCUGACUAUCCACCAUAUGCGGGAGGACCGUUGGAUCUUCACCUUCUUCGCGGAGAUCGUCGUCCUCGGCAGUCUGUUCCUGCUUUACCUCGUUGGAGCAGCAAUCGCGACGUCACUGUGGGGAAACCUCGGAUUCUGCCAUCAGUAUCACGCAUGUCGGCUGCUCACAACGCUCGUUGCAUUCUCGUGGGUGUCAUGGAUCGUUCUGCUGUUCUUGUUAGCUGCGAGUGUCUUCGUCGCGAUCGCCAAUGCGGCCUUCUACAGGCCAUUCCACGGGCGCUGGAACCCCAGAGAGAGCACCUACAGCGACAGAAGGAACAGUCGAGUCUGAAAUCCAGCUGUUCAUCUCGAGCCACUGUCUAGAUUCCGUGUACAUGCACACAUAUUUACAGACAAGAAUGUAGUUUACCAGGAACAUGUUAUCUUAUCACACUGCCACUGUCAAGGCUCAAUCGCCACCUCCGCAAGAACUCUUGUUAGGACCGCAGCCCUAUUUUCGUUCCUUCUCUGCGUGGUUCUCUGAGACCAGGGCAGUAGCUUGCUUUGAGUUCGCCAUCGCACGAGCCAUUUGACGACCGACAACAACGACAAAUUCAGCGACCUCGGCCGCCUUCUCUUCCUCUACCACCACCUUCGAUUUCCGCAUCUACUCUUUAAGCCGACCGCCAAGCGCAUGACGAUGGAAUCCCACGACUCGUUCAUGGGCGAAGCAAUGAAGAUGGUACCGAACGCUGCACCACGCGUGGGGGAUCUAAUCCUUGCGUUCUGGACAGGCAGAAGAAGCAUUCACGGCUGGGGAAGUACCGGUCGGGUGCGUGUUUGUGCGCGAGAACGUUAUCAUCGCACGGGCCCGGAAUAGAACGAACCAGCUUCGAAACGUGGGUCGAUGAUGUGCGACCCCGCAAAUAUGUGUUCAAUAUCAGCAUUUCUCACCAGGCUACUCGGCAUGCCGAAUUGGAAGCCAUCGACGAGAUUCUUGCUGAUCCGGAACUCACACCUGCCGCUUCGACUCGGCCUGCCCAGUAUCCGUUGUCGGAGACAGUCUUGUAUGUGACCGUGGAGCCGUGUAUUAUGUGCGCAUCUGCGUUGCGGCAGCUAGGGAUCAAGGAAGUUUUCUACGGAUGUGCGAACGACCGGUUCGGCGGUUGUGAAGGAGUCAUCAGCGUCAAUGACAAGUGCGGGCGCCCUCUUUGUCUGAUGACGUCUCGAGAGAAGCGCGAGCUGACCGCGCCCAAGGAUCGAACACCCGACGCAUCCUUCGUACCAGGCGCACGGCGGAUAUCGAAGGGAGGAAGCCAUUCUUAUUCUGCGCCGGUUCUACAUUACGGAAAACAUCAAUGGUGCGUGAUAAGCUCCUCAACCAACUACAGAACACCUUCCAAUGCUCGUCCCGUGUUAGCACCCGCUCCAAAGUCCAAGGC
This is a messenger RNA of Mycena citricolor, 1941 nucleotides long. NCBI's taxonomy places the organism in Eukaryota, Fungi, Basidiomycota, Agaricomycetes, Agaricales, Mycenaceae. The record is from the annotation of a GenBank genome assembly.